AUAUAUAUAUAUAUAUAUAUAUAUAUAUAUUUUAGAAACCUGCUCUUAGAAAUUUCAAACAUCGAUAACAACACUUACAAAUUGUUUAGUCCCACCAUUUAAAUGUAUUCACCUAGCGUCAUUGACUUUUGUUCCUUUUUUUAAAAUACAACUAAUUUUGUCAGUCUCUGUUAAUUUGAGUUUUUUUUUUCUUUUCUUUUUCAUGCAUUUAUAUCUUUCACAAGUCCCAACGACACAGAAACGGUCGACGACACGAACUAAACAAUUCCAAGAAGUUAAUGGAAGAUCCUCUUUUGCCGGAAGACGCGCAGUGUACCACCGGGAAUCCAAAGCCAACGCAGACAUGGCGGAUGGAUUUUACGGCGGAGCUGAAGAACGUCAGCCGCAUGGCCGCACCUAUGGCCACCGUGACCGUUGCUCAGUUUCUAUUGCCUCUUAUAUCGGUCAUGGUAGCCGGCCACCGUGGCGAGCUCCAGCUCUCGGGCGUUGCUCUUGCCACCUCCUUCGCUAACGUCUCCGGCUUCAGCAUCAUGUUUGGAUUAGUGGGUGCACUUGAGACUCUGUGUGGCCAAGCUUAUGGAGCCAAACAAUACUCCAAACUCGGAACCUUCACGUACUCUGCAAUCGCCUCCAACGUACCCAUUUGCGUUCUCAUUUCGAUUCUCUGGAUUUACAUGGACAAAUUAUUGAUUUCCAUCGGACAAGACCAUGACAUCUCCAAAGUAGCUGGCUCCUAUGCGGUUUGGCUUAUACCGGGUUUGUUCGCUCAAGCGGUGCAACAACCUGUAACUCGGUUUCUCCAGACUCAGGGUUUAGUUCUACCUCUUCUCUACUGUGCUUUAAGCACACUGUUGUUCCAUAUACCUGUUUGCUGGAUUCUGGUCUACACUUUUGGUCUCGGAAGCAAUGGAGCAGCCUUGGCUAUUAGCCUGUCUUACUGGUUUAACGUAUUGAGUCUCGCUUGUUAUGUGAGAUUCUCCAGUUCUUGCGAGAAGACUCGUGGCUUCGUGUCCGAUGAUUUCGUAUCUGGCGUCAAACAGUUUUUCCAGUAUGGAAUACCAUCAGCAGCAAUGACUUGCUUAGAGUGGUGGUUGUUCGAGCUCCUUAUAUUGUCCUCAGGACUCCUCCCUAAUCCGAAACUCGAGACCUCUGUUCUUUCGGUUUGUCUUUCAACAGGAUCUUUACACUAUGUCAUACCAAUGGGUAUCGCGGCUGCUGUGAGCACAAGGAUUGCAAACGAAUUGGGUGCUGGGAAUCCGGAGGUUGCUAGGCUUGCAGUGUUUGCUGGUAUUUGCCUUUGGCUCCUAGAGGCUGCCAUUUGUAGCACAAUUCUCUUCAUUUCCAGGAAUAUUUUCGGCUACGCCUUUAGCAACAGCAAAGAAGUUGUGGACUAUGUGACAGAGCUAGCUCCUUUACUCUGUCUCUCGUUUAUUGUAGACGGGUUUUCAGCAGUUCUUGGGGGUGUUGCUAGGGGAAGUGGGUGGCAACAUAUUGGAGCUUGGGCAAAUGUGGUGGCUUAUUAUCUCAUUGGAGCUCCGGUUGGACUUUUCUUAGCGUUUUGGUGUCACAUGAAUGGUAAAGGGCUAUGGAUCGGUGUGAUCUUUGGUUCUUCAUCGCAAGGCAUCAUACUUGCUAUAGUCACUGCUUGCAUGAGUUGGAACGAACAGGCUUCCAAAGCAAGAAAAAGAAUAGUUGUAGGGACUUCUUCGUUUGGCAAUGAAAUUGUUUGAAGAGUUAUUAUUGGGUUCAGCAACCAAUAGCAUUUUGUUAUGAGUUAUUCUUGAGUUCACUUCUACAGAUUUAUCAACCAAUAGAAAUUUGUUAUUUCAUAUUUAAUGUCUUUUAAAAAAAAUAAAGUAUUAUCAAGUUAUAUUAUGUUUAUAAAAUAAAAAGGUAAAAAUAAAUUAAAAAUAGUAAUAGUUGCAAUAAAAAGAACAUUUUUAAAAAAUAUUUUUAAAACCGUCAGCAAAUCACUAAACCCUAAAUCCUAAACCCUUAGGUAACCCUAAACCCUUGGAUAAAUCUUAAACCCUUGGAUAAAUCUUAAACCCUAAAUCAAAAAUACUAAAUACUAAAUAUUAAAAAUCCUAAGCCCUUAAUCCUAACCCCUAAAUCCUUAGAUAAUAAAAAGUUGUAGUUCCUAAAGAGAAUUUUUAAAUAUUUUUAACGGCAAAACACUAAACCUAAAUACUAAAUACUAAACUUUAAACUCUUGGAUAAACCAUAAAACCGAGUUUAUGGUUUAUCCAAGGGUUUAAAGGUUAUGAUUAAGGGUUUAAUGUUUUUAAGAUUUAGUGUUCAGUGUUUUUGAUUUAGGAUUUAUGAUUUAUCCAAAAAAUUGUAGGUUUUACCCAAGGGUUUAGGAUUUAGGU
Brassica rapa (field mustard) is the source of this 2372-nucleotide messenger RNA. Its product is annotated as protein DETOXIFICATION 6. Gene Ontology annotation, molecular function: xenobiotic transmembrane transporter activity; antiporter activity. The record is from RefSeq and is a predicted model, not a curated record. NCBI's taxonomy places the organism in Eukaryota, Viridiplantae, Streptophyta, Magnoliopsida, Brassicales, Brassicaceae. Gene Ontology annotation, cellular component: membrane. Gene Ontology annotation, biological process: xenobiotic detoxification by transmembrane export across the plasma membrane.